Molecule: messenger RNA, 1275 nt
Organism: Papilio machaon (common yellow swallowtail)
Lineage: Eukaryota; Metazoa; Arthropoda; Insecta; Lepidoptera; Papilionidae
Gene: wuho
Product: tRNA (guanine-N(7)-)-methyltransferase non-catalytic subunit wuho
Exons: 1
Coding region: 129-1244 (371 amino acids)
Biological process (GO): RNA (guanine-N7)-methylation
Cellular component (GO): tRNA methyltransferase complex; cytosol; nucleus
Molecular function (GO): tRNA (guanine(46)-N7)-methyltransferase activity; protein binding
Source: RefSeq, a predicted model, not a curated record
GUCCGUCAUAGUAGAAUCGGGAAUCGGCGCAUUGGAUUGGUGGGCGCCAAUUUAAGUUUGAGGUUAUAAUAUAACUUUUAAUAUUGAGAAAAUAUAUUUGUUUGCAAAAGUAUGAGUGACUUAACGAAAUGACUUCUAUCGCAGUGAACAAAAACAUCAUAGCUAUUGCAAGACAUUUACACAUUGACUGCUACGAUUAUUCUAACCACAAAAUUAUUGAUGUGGAAUCUCAAGAUGCCAACGAUAGUAUUUCUGAUAUUGUUAUUGCCUCCAAUUGUGAAUACAUAGCAAUAAUAACUUCGACGUCGAAGCAGCUUAUCAUAUACAAUUGGCCAACAGUCACGACAAAACGAAAGUAUGUCUUACCCAGAAGUGCAAGCAAAAUAAGAUUUUCUCCUCGAAGUGACCACAUAUUUGUCGCCGAUAAAACUGGUGAUGUUUUAAAAUACGACAUUUCAAAGGAAAGUGAUGGAAUUAAGCUAUUGGGCCAUUUAAGUUUAUUACUUAAUGUCUUACAAACAAGUGAUAGCAAAUUUAUUAUUUCUUCAGAUAGAGAUGAAAAAAUAAGAGUAUCAUGCUAUCCUAAUACUUAUAAUAUUCAUACAUAUUGUUUGGGUCAUACAGAAUUUGUCAACCAUUUGGAAUUUCUACCUCAUGACAAUAAAUAUCUGACAAGUACAUCCGGUGAUGGCACUAUCAGAUGUUGGGAUUAUGUAACUGGUAAAAUGCACCAUAGCAUUGAUACAUUCCUUGACAUAAAUGAUGAAACUCUAAAAAGUGAUUUUGCAAAAGUUAUGAUUGAAGAAGGCAUAGAAGUUAAAAGUUUACCCAUAGUCCAUUAUGCUAUCACUAAAAUAGAUGAAUCAUGUAGCAUUUUAGCAAUAGCAGUUUAUAACUUUAAUAAAAUACUUGUUUACAGUUUGAAUACUGAUAAUAAAAGUUUAAAGCAUAGAUUAUUAGAAAAAAUAGAUGUUGAACAACUUCCUUCAUCUCUGGCUUUGUAUGGCUCAUCCUUAUUUGUUUAUUUUGAUGUUAAAGGCAUUGUUCUAAUUUAUACAAUUAAAUAUGAAAAUACAAAUAUAUCGCUAGAACUGGACAAAACUGUUCAAAUGUUUGUAAAUGAUCAAAGUAAUGGAAUAUUAAAUUUAGAAAACAAGCACCCUAUUAAAUUAUUAUACAAAAGGAAGUUUGACAAUGUCCAGGAGUAUCAAGAAAGAAAAAAACAAAGAUUGGGAAAAGUGUGACUGUUAUAUUGAACUAUACAACAUAUAUAUC